Rubroshorea leprosula is the source of this 1322-nucleotide messenger RNA. The record is from the annotation of a GenBank genome assembly. NCBI's taxonomy places the organism in Eukaryota, Viridiplantae, Streptophyta, Magnoliopsida, Malvales, Dipterocarpaceae.
AACAUCUACACCAAUCCAAGGUAAAAAAAUGGACUUCUUUAGAGAACUGAGAGAGCUACGAGGUAACCAGGGCAGAGAGGAAGAAGAGGAGGGGGUAAUAUCUGUAGAGCCUAUCGUAAUGAUAGUUCCGUCGGCGCUGCAAGACUUGUUGGAAACGUUAACGCCUGAGAGCAACGCCAGUUUGAGCGCUAAGGACAAUGGUGGCGAUCACCAUACUUCAUUGUCCAGCAGCUCGUCCUUUGAGGAGACACCUGGCCGCAAAGAAGGGACAGGGGAUGUGGUUGGCAAUAACCCAGAUCUGCCCGUGGUUGGAGAAUGGGAAAAUAGGGUACUCACGGGCAGAUUGAGUAACCUAUGCAAGGCGCCCAAGGACCUGCCCGUUGGAUUUAGAUUCAGGGUGGCGCUUCAUCAUGAAGUAGCAGACAGCGUGCCCUCAAUAAGUGGUGUCAUAGACGGGCUGGAUACCAGUGUACGUGGAUCACUUGGAUGCCGGCCUGCGGUUUCCCUUGCUCGGGAUAAUAUUCGAUCUGCUGGCGGAUUACGAGCUGGCUCUGACGCAGCUGAUGCCGAACAGCAUAAGGUUCAUCAUAGGCUUUAUGCUGUUGUGUGCGAGGUUGGAGAUACCUGCGAAGGCGAUAGUGUUCAUGUCGCUGUUCUAAUGCCGGCUGUGUCCAAACUCCAGAGGGGGGCACUAUCCGAGUCCAGGGUCUGUUGGUGCGACCUGGGACUCUUCAGCUCGUCAAUGGAUUUCUGUACGUCCCGUAGCUGCCUUUCAAGGUUUGCAUUCUUCCUCAUCAGUUCUUCACUAUGUUUGGACGAGCUAGGCUCGUUAUUUAACUUCCCACUUCCCCUUGGUUUGGUCGGUACUAUUAUAUUGCUCAAAGCGAGGGAGUUUCAAGUUAUAACAACAUCAGCUGACUGUGCCUCCUUGUUCAGCAAAGGAAUUAGUGGAUCAUCAGGGAUUAGAUGGGCAAGGAUUUUACCCAUUGCCAUUUCGAGAACUCUGGUUCUCUCUUCGAGCUUGGUUGUCCGAGCAGGCUCAGUUGACCUUUCAGGUCGUUCAUGUUGUGAAUUGUGUGGUCUGAGAUGUCUUUGCCUUGUUCCUGUUGGAAUUUGGAAUUGUUCAGGUUGAGUUGCAUACCCAGUUGGUGUUCUUUCAUCAUCAUUUGUUCCACUUAAUUGAUCCUGUUCGGUUCCCCCUACAAAAAGGUUUCUUGGCAUUGGUCUAAAAUCAUCCAGGCCGAUAUCAAAUAGUUGAGUGUCCUUCUGUUCGUCCAUUUCAUUUCUUGGAGGGUGACUUCUAGUAAAGGUUCGAACCAUUU